Messenger RNA from Gigantopelta aegis, 1380 nucleotides. Its product is annotated as ADP-ribosylation factor-like protein 16. The transcript has 5 exons. The coding region runs from base 72 to 611 and encodes 179 amino acids. The record is from RefSeq and is a predicted model, not a curated record. NCBI's taxonomy places the organism in Eukaryota, Metazoa, Mollusca, Gastropoda, Neomphalida, Peltospiridae. Gene Ontology annotation, molecular function: GTPase activity; GTP binding.
UUCCUGUUUCCGGUAUAGGCUGCAUUCUACAAGAAAUUAGUGUAAAAGGUAAAAUGAUCAGUUGAUAAGAUAUGUGUCUUUUAAUUGGACCAGCAGGAGUUGGAAAGACACUGCUACUGAAAAGGUUGCAGGCUAUUAAUUUUCUGUCAAAGGGUGCUGUGAAUGGCAUUGGUGACCCACCGACAACAAUUCCAACCGUAGGAACAAACUUGGUGACAAUAUUAACUGGACAGAAAAAUGAAAUUACAGUGAGGGAGCUUGGUGGUUCUAUGGGACCAAUAUGGCACAACUACCUCAAAGAUACAGAUACUGUUAUAUAUAUGAUUGAUCUCACUAACCGACUGCAAGUGUCUGCUGCCUGUAUACAACUGUUGAUGCUCCUCUCUCACUCAGAUACCAAGAAUCUCCCCUUUCUUCUCCUCUUCAACAAAAUUGAUGUGACCACUGCUAUGACACAGAGUGAAGUGCAAUCCUUGUUCCGUAUGAAUGGAAUUCUGAAACAUGCUGUUCAGAAAAUUAAUAUUCUGGAAAUCAGUGCCAAGAGUGGAAACAGUCUAGACAAAGUGGUUCGAUGGAUCAAUUCAAACCACAAACAAGCCGAACAAAGUUAAAAAGUGAAUUUCAUCUGUACUGAGCUCUAGUCAGGUUAAAAGUCCAUGAAGUUGAAGAUGAUGAACUUGAAGGAGGAGUAAUAUUAGCUUACCAGAUACAGUUGUGUGUCCAAGACAGUAUGAAAAGGAAUGAAUGAAUGAAUGAAUGUAUUAAGAUAGGACCUUGUCUCAAUCCAUUUUAGCUAGACAAUCUGAAUUUGGACAUUACCAAUUGAAUCCAACUCAAACACGCAUUCCUUUCUUUUUCAUCGACACAUUAAAAUGAAGUCAUAAAAUGUUUAUUUUUAUCACAUAUCACACAUGUAUUUAAAAAGUAAAUUAUGUAAAAAUAUAUUUACAUAGAAUUGAUGCUUACAUCAUUAUAUCAAGCAGACCAUUAAAUUUUUGUCAGAUUUGUUGAUUGUGUAACUAUUCUUGUUAUAAAUUAUUUUCAGUAGCCAUUCCAAGUGUCGAAGGCCACAAAUAUCUGUUGUUACUCCAUACUUGUUAAGUUGGCUAUUUUUUGUUUUUGUUUAGGUCAUCAUGCUAUAUAUAAAAUGGUGGCAUUGACAAGUCGCUGUAUAUCUGUUUAUUCGCACAUUCCUGCUGUAUCGGUCAGAUGAUCUACCAUAUAUGAAUUGGCUGACAUUUGUAUACAUGCUAUAAUUAUUUAUUAGUGGAGUUUUAUUAUCAUUACUGCCAAGUUUUAUUAUUUACUAUUAUAUUGUGAUAUGUGUCUGUGAUAAGUAAUGUAAACUGUAUUCAAUAAAUGAUGAGGUUCUCUGUUAAA